AUGGAAGAGCGCGAGCGUGCUCUCAAGGAAGUUCUUACUGAUAAGGGCUACAAGGCGAUCGUGGAUUUUCCUGGCUGCGUCUUCUUCGAAGAUUUUAUGCGAAUGAGCCCCGACGCAAAAGUUAUUCUUUCAGGGCUAGCUGCCUGGUUCAAAUCCGUCGACCAGACCAUUUUUGCGGAGUGCACUGGCGGUCGAAAGACGAUUCUUCAAAUGCUUUUUCCUUUUGGUCUUCAUCGACAUGUGAUAAAGCCAAUUUUUUGGCUUCCUUUUGCCGACUUCGACCGAAUGCAAAACACGAUCGAGCGAAUGUUCAGAGGCGCUCCAAAAGACUAUUCGAAAGCGGGAAUGGAAAAAUGCUACACUGAUUGGGUGGGGCACGUCAAAGCUACUGUUCCGAAAGAAAAGCUUCUCGUUCAUAAUGCUAAGCAGGGAUGGAAACCUAUUUGCGACUUUCUGGGCAAGCCGGUGCCCGACUGUCCCUAUCCAAGAGUCAACGAUUCAGCAGAUUUUCAGCGAAAAAUAAUGAUGGCUGAUGCGAUUUCUCUUGUCUCGAUUGCAAUCUUUUACGGUGGACUCUUCUAUGCUACCAAAUAUGCAAACGGUGCUGGAUACUUCGACUUUUUGAAGAAAGUCGUUGUUGAUUUCCUGCAAUGA
This is a messenger RNA of Oikopleura dioica, 654 nucleotides long. The record is from the annotation of a GenBank genome assembly. Lineage: Eukaryota; Metazoa; Chordata; Appendicularia; Copelata; Oikopleuridae.